GGACGCCUUGGGGGGAGGAGCGCCGCUGAGGGAGGGGGCUGCUGGUGGUGGAUGUGAAGGAGGAAGCACAACAUUCCGGGGGUUGGUAUAGGGCCGAGUGUGGCUUAUGAGUGGGCGGCGGUCUUCAGUACCCAGUGUUGAUGCCAUCGCUAGUUUAAGGAGGGCCUCGGGACUCUGCCCAGCCUAGGUAGAAUCUUUAGGAAGUUUGGAAUAUGAUGAAGUAACUGAUAUCUCUGAGGACUCUCAACCAUUGCAGCUUGCUUCAUACAACAGGCUUGGACAGGGUGAGAGUGCAAAACCAACUCCACUACUUGUUGCACUUCCUGGCCACAUCUUGGAGAGAAAUCUUUCAUCAUUUCAUCAAGAAUCAUAUAAGAAGAUAUUUGCAUCAUCAAGUGCUCCUGCUGUUGCACAUAAAGUAACAAUGGCUACAGAGGAAAAUAAUGAAUUUGACUCAGAAUUGAAAUCAAAUGUGGGCGAGACCAUUCCCUCAGCAUUUCAAGAUGGUCACUCACAGCCUCCUUCUACUAGUCUUGGUGAUAGUGGAGGAGUGAUGGGAGAGACAGGGGAGGAGGGAGCUAUGGAUGAAUUAUUGGAGAAUGCCGAUGAUUUUCCUCCAGGUCCCUCCCAUGCUCCUCCUCCCCCUCAUCUUGCUCCUACCUCCCCCCUUCCACAAGACCAUCCACGCUACCAUAUGGGGGGAUCUCAAGGUGAUGAAACAGAUGAUGACGGCAUGGCAGAAGCAGCUGAAUUAGGUGAAUUAGGGGGAAUGACGGGCCCUGGACAACCAAAGCCUCUUGCCCAUCCACCAGGAAUGCCGGGUAGAGGAGAUGAUGACGAUGAGGAGGAGGAGGAUGAUGAUGACGAGGAUGAUGAUGGUCAGGCUCCAGCUCCUGAAGGGGCCUAUGAUCCAGCAGAUUAUGAACACCUCAGUGUCAGCCCAGACAUUUCAGAAUUAUUUUCCUAUAUCACACGUUACACGCCUCAGGGUAUUGAACUGGAGCACCGCCUCAGGCCCUACAUUCCUGAUUACAUCCCUGCUGUGGGUGACAUUGAUGCCUUCAUUAAGAUCCCACCGCCAGAUGGAAAUUCAAGCCUUGUUGGUCUUGAAGUAUUAGAUGAGCCGAGUGCACGUCAGAGUGAUGCUACUGUUUUAGAUCUUCAGCUUCGUGCUUUGGCAAAACACACAACUGCCAAGACCACGUCGGUGAAAACAGUUGAAAAUGCAGAAAAGAAUGCAAAGGUUGUGGAGAAGUGGGUGAGGGAUAUUAGUGAACUGCACAGAACCAAACCUCCUCCAACUGUCCACUACAGCAAACGUAUGCCAGAUAUUGACUCUCUGAUGCAGGAAUGGCCCGGGGAAGUUGAAGAACUUUUAAAAGAAAUAAAUUUACCAACAGCUGCCUUGCAGCUAGAACUUUCUGCAUACGUUGAUAUUAUUUGUGCUACCUUGGAUAUUCCAGUAUACAAGAGCAGAAUCCAAUCUUUACAUGUACUGUUCACACUUUACUCGGUUUUCAAAAAUUCUGCACACUUCCGACAGUUGGCUGAAGAAAAUUAUAUGGAAAAUGAUGAGUCGGCAGCUGAUCGUUUGGUUAUCCAGUAGAAUUGUUUGAAGAGCCAUCUGUACUGAAGAUCUGUAUAUCCAGCAGAAUUAUUGAUACUACAGUAUCCACUCAAUUUAACGGCCUAUAUGGGGCUGUACCCUGGUCGUUAUUUCCGGAGUUCUGGUAUUUCCGAAGUUAAGAUGUCGGUAAUUUUUCAAGUAACAUUCAGGUAGUUGUCUC
Molecule: messenger RNA, 1787 nt
Organism: Procambarus clarkii (red swamp crayfish)
Lineage: Eukaryota; Metazoa; Arthropoda; Malacostraca; Decapoda; Cambaridae
Gene: IFT46
Product: intraflagellar transport 46
Biological process (GO): intraciliary transport; cilium assembly
Cellular component (GO): centrosome; motile cilium; intraciliary transport particle B
Source: RefSeq, a predicted model, not a curated record